Messenger RNA from Drosophila subpulchrella, 806 nucleotides. RefSeq lists its product as uncharacterized. Bases 1 to 762 code for a protein of 253 amino acids. The record is from RefSeq and is a predicted model, not a curated record. Lineage: Eukaryota; Metazoa; Arthropoda; Insecta; Diptera; Drosophilidae. The transcript is spliced from 5 exons.
AUGCUCUUUUACUCUACAAGGGAACUGUACAAAUUUGCAAAGCAUCAGUAUCGGUAUAAACGAGAGCAACUGCUACAAGAGUGUGUAGCGACUCCCAAACUCUUCAGGGUGCUGAGAAAAAUAAAAUAUUUAAAAGGCUUGGAAUUUCUUCGUUACGUUGGCCCUGAAGAAUGGGAAGUGUCCAAUUUCCUUGACUUGGAAUCCCUAUCCAUUUCUAUAAGUUCAAACAGAACACGCGUUGAUGUUUCGGUGUGGUGCCUUGCCUUGAAAAAUCUACGGCGCUUGCAGCUGGCUGGUUUCGAAGAAUGGCGAUCGAUUUAUGGUCCAAACGAAAAUAUUGCCUUGGAGGAGCUUGAAUUAAAUGAUUGUGAUCCUACUUCAGAAUGGCCCCUUUUUCAUCAGCUAAAAACUUUGAAGGAUUGCUAUACCAGAUUGGUACGUUCACAUCACCAAUUUGUUUUAAAGCACGCAAAGACCCUGGAAAAACUGGUGAUAAGCUACGUGUUAUCCGGAAAUGAGUUCUUUGAAAUAAUAGUAUGCUGCAAGAAUCUACGUUACCUUGAGAUAAAAAAUCUCAAAAUGCAAAUUAAUAAUGAGAAUUUGGUAACAAUGCUAGGCAUUUUAAAAGAGAAUGGUGUCACACGGCACAAGCCAUUUGAAAUUCGGCUUGAUCCAAUAAUGAGUUACGUUCCAGAUUUGUUGGAGGGUAUUUCCGGUUCAGAAAUAAUUCGUUUUCGAAGGAUUUACUCAGAAAUAAAUUAAACAUUUAGUUAAUAUUAUGCUGUAGAUAUAUUUUCGUUAUUAUU